AUGGUCGGGAAUGAGCAGAUUCUAUAUGAUCGAAUCGUUAUCCCACAAGAAUGGGAGAGCGAGACCACUGAGCGAAAAAUUGAACCCGACAAAACGGUCCUGAUAUCUGUCGCAGGAACUCUAGCGCGAAUCUUCUCUAAUUUCAACAUCUUCAGCACGUCUGAUACUCUAACACUCCCAUCAACGCUAGUUAAAUUCAUCUCUUCCUGUAACCCAUGGCAAGUCUCUCGCUCUCCAUGUGGCGAAUUCCUCCUUAUCAUCCAACGAACCCAUCUCGAGCUUCGAUCAUCCGCUGACGAUUUUGAAUCAUGUCGACGUUGCCAAAUUCCAAAGGACAAAAACCCAGAGUGGCGGAAAGUCUUUUGGUCCGGCCGAGCUUGGAACAAGGGCCAAGGCGCAUUUGCGCUGACUCAUUCUUCCGGGAAGAUCUUUCUCUUCUCCCACGAUCUUGUCAUUGAAGGACGACUAGAUAAACCGACGAUGAACACGACUGCGGUGUUGAGCGAUUCGCUGGCUGGGGUUUUCUUUCCAGAAAUUUAUCCUGGAAGAGUUUUCGCGGUUUAUCGAAAUAGCGAAUUCGUUGUUUUUGAGAUGGAUAAAAAAGGAAGAUCCAGUAUUGUGACCGAGGGGAGUUUAGAUCAGACAUUUGGCGUUGAACAUGCUAUCUGGUCUGACGAGCAUCAACUCCUCAUCACCGUCGGAGGAUCAAACGAAAGACAAGAUAAGUUCUCUGGAACUGUGGCUUGGAGAAUCGUUGACGAUGAGACUUACGGAAUUAAUUUUUCCCGAGCAGCGCCGAUUGUUGAAGGCUCAAAAUUUUUGACAAAAGUCGGGGGAACUCUCAGGAGUUUCUUGGGCGCAGCCGAUAUCCCUUGCUCGUAUAAUGUGUCCAUAUCUCCGGAUCACUCAAAGGUGAUCGUCACAUCACUCGCAGGAGAGAUUCUUCUCUUCUCUCUUCCCAAUCUUUCACCAAUUGGAAGCUGGAAGGUCGACGAAUUUCCUUUUGCAAAAGAACUUCACCCCGAUCGAGCAUGCUCUGUCCUUCUUGAUAAUGAAGUUCCCAGCGCACUCCAAACCAUUCCGACGUCUAUCACGUGGUGGGAUGAUGAGCAUGUUAUUUUGUCGAGGAUCUGCGGGACUAUUUCGAUCCACUCGUUGGUUGACGAUCUCGGGCUUGUUUCAGAAGUAGAGUGGGCCAGUCCAUGGGCGUCCCUGUCUGAUGCCAAAGGAGGAUCUGUUCUUGGACUGGAGUGCUCGAUAAAUGUGGAAAAUAAUUCAAAAAAACAUCCGUCCGUUGGAUCAUCUUUGCUGAAUCUUACAAAGAGCUUCUUGUUCUAUUUGACUGAUUUGGAAGCGUUUCAGGACGACAACUCUAGCUAUGACAUGGUAACCCGUGAAUAUUCCCUCUUUCGAGUCGAUCGAACAACUCCUCAACAAAUGUACAAUCGACUAAUUGACGUAAAUGACUUCCAAACAGCCCUGGCCGUGGCUGAUCAGUUCGAUCUGGACCCUGAUCUUGUUUUUCAAAAACGCUGGGAGACGUCUGACCAUGGACCUCAAGCAAUUGAAGAUUUCCUGAGUAGAAUUCGUUGCCGAAAAUACAUUCUCAGCCAGAUCUACUCCAAAAUCCCAGCGAGUCCUGCUUCAAUCAUCAGUUUGCUCGAAUAUGGUCUCAGAGGAACUGAUAUCGAUGUUCUGGAAAAACUCGGAAACGAAGAAAGCGAUGAAUUUUUUCCUUGGAUUCCGGAAACAAAUAUCGACUACACGGAAGAUGAUUCCGUCGAAGAUCUCGAUUACAGACGAAGAGUUCUCUCAAAAUUCGACUUUUCAAAGCUCAACAAAGAGCAAGUUUCCCUGCUGAAAGAAAGAAUGACGAUUCAGCGUUACCUUUCCCGCUUGCGAACCUUUGAAGAUCUCAACCCUCGGUCACCGGAUGGACCUUUCUUAUCAGAACAAUACAGACGAUUUCGCGAUGUAGAUUUAAUCGAGUACGCGUCACUGUGUUCAAGAAAGGGCGACGCGCGCAGCUUAGAAAUCCUCUUUCGACAUCAUAAUGAGCUUGUUCCACAUCGCUUGGCACUUCUUUCGUCGUUUCCUGAAAGUUUGAGUCUUGAUACGUAUAAGCAUCUUUUACCGAAGAUCAACCCAGCAACUUCUCAGCCGAUUCCUAUCAAGCAUUCUGAAGCUGUUUCUUUCAAUUGGUGUAAUUCUGAGCUUUUGACGCGAUAUUUUGAAAAGCCCAAAUCUGGUGAUUUUCUUUAUGAUCAAUUUUUCCCAUCUCUCAAACCAACAGAAGAACUAACAACAGAAGAAAUCGCUGAUUGGUAUUGCUCCAGGGCUGAAGAGAUCGAAGCAAGAACUGGUAUCAUUGAGCUUUCCCUUGAAAUGCUCAACAUCGCUGCUGAAAAUUCUAUCCCAAGAUGUUUUCUGGAUAACAAACUUGCUUCUUACAAGCUUGAUUUCAAAGAUCUAGCAGAGUUUGUCUAUGUUUGGGAGAUUCACCACGACGUCUCUCUUGCCAGCUUCAAGACUUUAUCCACAAGAGCGAAAAUCAACAUAAUUCUCAGUCGAAUCAAUGACCACGAAACUGAUAAGGGUCUCUCGCUAAUAAAAGCAUUAAUGGACGAUGAAGAAAUAAAAGAAUCAGGCUCAAGAAUGACGAUUUUGAAGGAAAUAAUCGAAAAUGACGGUCUUUGGUUCACCGAACUUGUUUUGGAAAAGAAAUUUUUGACAGUACAAGACGAAGUUUUCGAGCUUAUCAUCUUCUUAGCCUUUAUGGAUUCGCGGCAGAUCUCACAGAAAUUAGAAAUGAUCCUUAAUCAUGUUCCAGAAGAGCUAACGAAGAACCAAGAGUUCCAAAUUGCCGAGAUUCGUGGCAUUUUAGAGUGUCAAAAGAUCAUCUCAAAAUGGGGCGGAGCUGAUUAUACAUUGUACGAUUUGUCCGAACGCUCAAAGAGUACAUCAAACAGCGUUGUCGAAAAUCUCUUCAACCUUCUUGUGAAUAAAACCCGUAACAACAGAGAACCAGAAAGCAUCGAUCAAAGGGUCUGGAUUGAACUCUUUGAAGAUAUUCUUUCUUUGAGGAGCAAGCUUUUCCAGCGUCUUUCGAUCAAAUCUACGAUCCAGACAUUUGUUCAUCACUUGCUCACCUUUGCUGGGAAAGAUAACCGAUACAUCGGGUUCGUUGAACCGUUUUUAUGCCAAACAAAAUCAUUUGAAAAAGAUCUCGUCAUCGAGGACGACUAUCUUUUAUCUGAAGAGUAUCCAAAGAUAUACAUCUUGUGUUUUGAGGACUCUGCUGAGACAGUCAUUCAAGCUGCAGAUGAUUAUCUUGUGAGUGCAUCGGACGUCAAUGAUCCUUACAUUCUCACUUCUCUUCGGAUUCUUAAUCUCAUUGACGUCGAGGAAGAAUCUGGCAUUUUUGAUCGAGUCUCUUCAAAUGUCGCUGGUCUUCAGAUCCUUCAAUUCCUUUCCAAGAAAGGUACCAGGCUUCUACCUCACGUGAUCAUCAACGAUGCCCGCAAAAAUCCGCGAAAGCUCAUGAGCGCGAUUUCUACUGAAUCUCCUUGGAGUCCCAACGAUGCUACGCUUUUCAUUUCACUUCUGUCGAAUAUUUCAAAAGAUCACAAAAAUAUUGAAGAAGAACUAUUCGUUCUAUCAGCACAAGAAUCGCUCAAGAAUCAGUUUUGGGAUUUCCUGGAAGAAUUUGCAUUUGAAAUCGCGAAUGGAAGAAUUGAGAGCUACGCCGCGGCUGAUUUCUGCUUUGAAGUCGGUAAAAACGCACAUAGAUGCGUCAAGCAUCGAAAUGAAAUAUUAAUGCACGCGCUCAACUUCUGUGACGACAGCAAAAUUGAAGAGAUCCUGGAUUUAAUCGACCAGGAGGUUGAUGACGAGUUGUUUACGUCUGCCGUGGAUGUGUUCCAGUCUUUGAUUCCUUCCGCCGCUUUGAAUACGAUUUCCAACACGGUAAUCGGCGUCAAGCGUUUAGAGAAGGAGCUAUUCCUUGAAGCAAUCAAAGACCUCUCAGAUCCCGCUAAAUUUUCAAUCGCUCUUUGUUGUUACUCAGCUUCCGCGUUAGAAGAAGUUCCUGAUUCCGAGGAAACGCUCCAGUUGAAAGCGUAUUUCGCAGCUGAAAGCGAUCCCAAGUCAACCGAGUCGGUCUCAGAUGUUAUUCUCCGCUCCCCGGAAAACGAUGAAUACAAAGCGCUUGCAAAAUUCAUCCAGGGCGACUCAUUAUCCUAUUAUGGCGUGGAUGCAGAGCAAUUUGCCGCUGAUCCGGAAUACCGUAGAGAUACGAUUUUGGGGCUCGCUGAAACUGAAGAUCCCGACCAAUACAAGUUCGCGAUGGAUUUGGCUUCGGAAAAUGAUGUAGACACUUUUGAUAUGGCGAUGAGUUUCUUAGAGAAUGCGCUGAUCAAUGGAGAAGUAUCAGAAAUAAACAUGCAGAAAUACGCUGAAAUGGCGAAGGAUAAGCGAUUCAAAGAACGACUUGAGGGAUAUUGCUGGAAAAAUAUUAAAGGAAGUGACCACGGUCGACUAGAAACCUAUUUUGAUCUUCGGAAGCUGUAUUCAUCCGACACUCUCAAAGAAGAAGAAUUAUUCUACGCUCUUCAAUCAGUUUGCUUAGAAAGAUUCGAUCUGAAGAAAAUACUCAAUAGUGGAAUCGAUUCAAUCGUCGAAACAUUCAAAACAGUGGAGGGAGAACCUCCUUCGCUCUUCAUAGAAGUCGAUCAAAUUUUGAAACAUUUUGAGAUCUCGAGUGAUAAGAUCUUCGCGAGGAGAAUGUUAAAGAAAUACAUUCAAGAAGGAUUUAUCGCUGAAGAUUUGUUGGAACUCAGAAAUUAUUUGGGAGACGAUGAAUAUGUAGUCAGAUGUUUCAUGGAAGUAGUCAGCAACAAUCUCAAAACUGAAGAUUUGGAAAAUGAGAUGUUUUUCGCAAAAGACUUCAUUAUGAAUCUUUUAUUGGAAGAUGAGUGGAUACGAGAAAGAAGUGAGAAGCUAAAAACACUCCUCAACACUCCCAGUGAUUAUGACGUGUCGGAUUUAAUUAAACCGUAUCUUGAUGGAUCUGACGUAACUGAUGUUCUACUCUCAAAAUUCAACUGGCAGAAAGAUUAUCUCGAGCUCACAUCCCAUUUCAGCUGUGACGUUGAAAAUAUUGUUGGUAACCUUGUAAAAACGUCACUACACGGCCCAGUAGAGCUUGAAGAACUCGCGCAUAUUCUCAGGUCUGACGAAGCACUUUUCACGACCUCCGUUUGCCGUAAAUUUUCUGAAAAAGCUCCGAAGAUCGAACUCUUCUUGUCCGCCUGCUCCAAACUUCAACAUCUUUUUUCGUCCCUUUCCGACCCCGAGUCCCUUCUACUCUCGUACAUUGAUGAAUUUGAAUCGUGCCCAUCGUCAAAUGAAAUAAUUAUCUCCAAAAAUAUCCAACAAGCAGAAGAGAUCAAGUCCCUCGUCAAUGACGAUAACUCGGAUCGAUUUGGUUGUGUAGUCGCACGAUGUUCCUUCUUUAUCCGCUUCCAUGAGUAUUUAUUGACAGUCAAUUUGGAAGACUCCUCGAAUACUAUUGGGGAAAAUAUCAAUCAAAAACUGGCAUUUGUUUAUGACAAAAUUGAUGGUUAUAAAUAUGACGAGCUGAAUAAAUACCUGUCUUUUAAACUAGAGUCAGUACCUUCUGAAGCGGAGCGAAUCUCGAAGAAUAAAGCUCUGGUGGAAAGCCUCAAAGAUCUAGAUGAAAUUGUAGAUGCAAAAAAGCUCAUCGAAGGAGAAGGCAUCUCUAAUCUGGUGGAUCUAACCUUGUCCUCGGUUUACAUCAUUGAUGACUCUGUUGAAGUUCUUGAUUUGUACUCUCCUGAUCAUUUUGUGAAACAAUGGGCGCAAGAAAAAGGAACGACCAUUUCGCCGGGUGAUAUCAAAAGGCUGGUUGAGCACUUGGAUCAGGAAACUAGAAUCGAUAUCGCAAAAGAUCUCGCCGUGAAAAGCGAAGUAGACAUUGACUCAGCAGACAGCAUCAAGAAGCACAUUUUUACGCUAAAAAUCUGUUAUCAUUUGUCCGAAGACACCGAGAGUGCUCAAGAUUUCAGAGCUCAAGGAAAGAAUCUAUCACUUUUCCUGCAAGAGCCCCUCUGUUACUACCAUUUGCAAGCAAAAAAGACGAUUUAUGCCACCAUCGAUUGUGAAGAAAAGCUUUUGGCCGCUCUCCGAAGUCUCAAAGACUCUGAAAAAUGGCUCGAUUUACUCAAUCAACUAUCGUCUUUCAUCUCGGAAGUGAGCUUGGCGACUCUCGUACGGCCAGAAAUAGCCUCUUCAUUAUCUUCAAAGGGAGAUUUUUUCCAUCAACUUUCUGCUUUCAAAGAAGCUGGCUUCAGCAAGUCUGAAGUUUCUUCUUGGAUUGCCUCGACCUUUGAAAAUGAUACACCGGCAGUGGAAGUUUUUAUAUCAGCCUGCGUAGGAAUACCAGAACUACUUCAAAUGGUUCCGGAAAAGCGUAAAAAUCAGCUGAUAGAUGGCUUCACGGAUAAUCUUGUUCAGCGUGAAAUCAAGGAUGAGAUUACAUUUCAUCGUGACCUGGCUCUCGCGAAAUCUUUGCUGGAACAAAUUUGUCCUGCUAAGAAAGAGCUUCAAAAACUCGUGUUUAUCAUGGAUCUGCUGUCGACUAUUCUUGCCGAUGACGACAACGCCCAUAUUUCUGAAGUAAAUUCUUUAAAAACAAGCUUCAUCGAUGGUCAGCCAAGUCUUGAAAAUAUUGCGAAACUGGCAAAAUUCUGUAGUGCGUCUCAAUGGAUUGAGUUUGUGAAAGAAGUAAUUUCUGAGAACGAAGAUCUUUCUUUGAAAAUUAUUAUUCAUUACGUCGUGAAGGUGAACAUUGAAAAUUUACAGGAACUUAGUAAACUCCUCGAUGGUUUAUCGCUUAUCAACUCAUCUUUUGAAGAAGACAAAAAGAUGAAAGAAUUGAUCAACACUGGUCUCGCCCGUUCUAUCGAGAUCAAGACCUACGAGCUUGAUAUUUACUUGUUCGUUCUUCAGAAGUUCCCUAUAGCACUUGAAUGCGUUGAAGAUUACUCAGUUUACGAUACCAUGAUUUCGAUGAUUCAAAAUCCACCUGACUUGACUUCGAACUCAACGACGCAAGCGCUGGAAAAUCUUCAAAAGCUGAAGAAAGUCUUAAAACGCGCUGGCAGACCACUCGAUAUUGUUUCCAAGUGGAUAAAUAUUUUCCGCCUUUUAUCAUCUGAUCCAAUGCAAGACUUGCUCUUUAUCAAUUGUUGCGUCGUCGAAGAGAUCUUUGAAAGGUUUUUGGCGAAUGAAUCCGUCCUUGAUCUGAUUCUAAAACAGAGAGAAACUCUCGAGGAGCAAGAUUAUUGGGACAGUGUUGUGUCUCUCCUGGUGGAAAUUGAUCGUGAUUAUGAAACUUCUUUCAAUGCCGAAGAAAGUCCUGAGCAACCAGAGAUUUCUAUCUGCUUACCAAAACUUGAAAUGACAGAGGUAAACAAUGAAGAAGAGGAAGGAUGGAAUGAGGACGACAGCGAUCUCGACCUUCCUGACGAUGAUGAGAUGUUGGAGGGUCAGGAAGAGGACUUCGAAGAAAAGGAUAAAUCUUAUCAUGAAAUGGAAACGGCUGAUGCUGUUCCAUUAGAUCAAGAAGUUGACCUGAAUGUGGAACACCAAAAUAUCGCAGCGGAAUGCGAAUCAUCAAAACGAAUAUCCGAAGAAGAGGAAGACGAGAAUGAGGGGUGGAACAACGGCGAAGAAAGUGAUCUCGAUUUACCAGAUGAGAACGAAGAACUCCCGGAGUCUGAAAUAAAUCUCGCAGAAGAGAGAUCAGAGGGAGAAAGUCAAGCACCAUCAGAUGAAAAAGAAUCUGAAAACGUCCAAGAAAGGCUGCCUUCGGAAGAGAAUGAUCAAUCUAAAGAAGUAAUACCAGAAGAAAAUCAGUCAACAGGGCGACCGGAUUGGAAUGAAGAUGAGAGCGAUAUCGAGCUUCCUUCAGAUCACGAAGAUGAUCAAACUCCACCUCUAUCGGACUUGCAAACUGAAAAUGUCGUAGCUUUUCAAGAUGAUGCCACGGAAAAUCAGGAGCAUCCAGCUUGCCAUGAAGAGGACCAAAAUCUUCCUGUUUCCACUGAAGACGAAAAGUUGACAGAGAAAACUGGAUGGGAAAACGAGGAAAGAAACAUCGAUCUUCCUUCGGAUAAGAAGAGUGAGCAUCACUCACUUUUGCCAGAAGACCCUGUUCAGAUGAAAUCAGACAUCCAGGAUGAAACCAAGGAGAUUGAGCCCAUGGAUAAGCCAAGCAGUGAUAAAUAUUGCAAUAAAGAUCAAGAUGAAUCAAGUACUGAAGACGUUCCAAUGACUGAUGAUCAAGAGGCUGUUGAGUCAGAAACUGGCUGGGCGAAUGAAGAGAGUGAUAUCGAUCUACCAUCCGAUUCUGAGGUCGGGGAAAUUACAGAUAGCCUUCCCGAAACUGUCCCUGUCUCCUCAGACUUUUCUUCCGUGCCAGUUAUGGAAAUUGUCGAAAGAUCAGCAUCUGAGGUCUCCUCUGAGAAUGCUGGUUGGAAUAAUAAUGAAAGUGAUCUCGAGAUCCCUUCUGAUUCCGAGGAUGAAUCUCAAGCUACUAUUCCGGACACUCUGAUAGACGAACUCCCAGUAACGAAGUCUGAACAGCCUCCUAAAGAUAGCGAAGUUGAUCUCCCAUCAGAUGAUGUACAAGAUGAGCACGACGCGAGUAUAUGCAUAGAUGAAAAAUCCGCUGUCACAGAGGAUCAGCUACCCGUGAAAACAAAUGACCGCCCAUCAAUCACUCCCGUAUCUGAUUCAAGCUCCAACCAAGGGUGGGACAACGAAGAAAGCGAUCUAGAUCUUCCAUCUGAUGACGAAGAUGAGUGUCAGAGUCCUCGUGAAGCCGAAAUCGUCAGCAAAACUGAUGACAUCAAAGAUGAAGAAAAGUCUGGUUGGGAUAAUGACGAAGAAAGCGACCUGGAUCUACCGUCUGGUGAUGAAGGCGACUCUCAAAUUGCUUUAGCAGAAGCACCAGUUAUUGGAAACGCGCAUUCCGAGAUAUUAUCACAAAGUUUGGUGUCAGCCGAAAGAGAUGACGUUGAAAAAGAAGGCUGGCAACAUGACGACGAAAGCGAUCUGGAUCUCCCAUCAGAUUCAGAUGUUGAUGACGGAGGGCCUGAAGUUAAAUCGCCAAGUCCUGAAGGCUGGGGCGAAGACGGCAGCGAUUUGGAUCUCGGGUCAAAUGAGCCUCCCUCCCCUUCACCUGAUGAUAAUAAAUCUCCAGAGCCAGAAGGAUGGAAUCAAGAAAAUGACCUCGAUCUUGAUGAAGACAAUUCAGAUGAGGAAAAUGAGGGUUGGGAAGAUGAUGAUUUGGAUAUUGAAGACGAUGAAGUGGAAGAGCAACAAAAUACCCAAGACUUGGAAGGACUUAUUAAACAUGGCGACAGAAGUAUCGAUGAAUUUCCCCGUGGGCAACUUUCUCCGGAGCUUUUACGGCAAGCAAAGACUGAUAAUUUUUCCGUUCUAAAGCCAUUUACGCAAAUUCUUGAGCAAAUUUCGCAGUUCCUGACAAAGAAAAAUCUCAAGAGACUUACUGACGAAAUGAGCGUCGCGGAGCCCGAUUGGAAUUCACCGUCCGCGCUUUUGACGCUUUUUGCAAUCAUAAUUCAUAAAUUCAAUAUUGUGGAAGAGGCUUUCCGAUUCUCGUCAAAUACGUCAGAUGCACUCAAGCGGGCAGUUGUUAUUGAAUCGAAUAAGAAACGUACUACUAAUGUAACGAAUCCUACACCCGAUUCGGUUCUUUUUACCGUCGGGAAGAUACGAAAAUUGGCGGCAAUGCUUGACGCCUCACAAUAUCCACCACUUCCGCAGAAUUUAAGUCAUUUAUCAUACGAAGAAUUUAUCCUUUCCCAAACCCCAAAAGCGGUUGAAAAACUCGACCAAACUCUUUCGAAGGGACUGAUCGUUGUCAAAAAUUAUUUCAUUUGGAAGGAAAGAGAGGAUUAUUUCUGGGCCUGGAUCAUGCAAUCCGUCAACUACGAUCACUUCAAUCGCUCAACUUUCGCUGGAAAUCCACGAGUACAUGACGAUGCUAAGUUCCAGUGGGCAAGGACAGAAAAGCUUUUAGGUGCAUUUGAAAAGGUACCAGCGCCGAAGUUCAAACCAGAUCGACUAAAAGCCACAACGCAAUUGAGCCUUGCCAUGUCUCUCCAACUCAGCAAGGCAUCAAAUCAAAUCCCAACAUCUUCAAAAAAGCUUCAAGACGAAAUUCAGCAACUUGAAAAAGAUGCACAAAAAGUGCUAAAUCAGAAAGUCAAAAAACUGCCCAAAGAUAUCAUUCCUGUUUUUUAA
This is a messenger RNA of Oikopleura dioica, 10353 nucleotides long. The record is from the annotation of a GenBank genome assembly. NCBI's taxonomy places the organism in Eukaryota, Metazoa, Chordata, Appendicularia, Copelata, Oikopleuridae.